CAAGUUUUUUUCUUUCGUUUAUCAUUAACACUGCCUUUAAAGUUGUAGAUGCUGCAAAUGGAUCGGCAGGCCAUUUGUGACAAUAAAAAGGACGCCCCAGAUGUCACGACAUCACGAGAACAAUCGACAACCGCUACAAAUGCCGGCAACGAUUCAGUGUCUGGCAAACAGCUGUGCGACUUUUGCGCUACAAAAUGCUGCACCUGUGGCUGUCCUCAGCUGGAGGCGGAGCCCAUCCGGGACAAUGUGCAGCUGCUGGGGUUCCAGGUGCGCAGUCGAGAUAUUGACUGGAGGCGCUACGUCCUACCGUUGGACGUCGGAGUGCGCGGCGAUGCCGUCUAUUUGGACAGACAGUCAGACUUCGUGAGCAACCAUCGACGUUCGCUCAGUGGCACUGGUCGCCGCGAGCUGCUCGUCUGCCACGACAUGAUGGGCAACUAUCUGGCCGAUCGGCAUUAUCAGAGCUCGGAGAAGUUCGAUGACUAUCGUUUUAUGCACUGGUCAGCCGUCGAUUAUUUUUGCUACUUUAGCCAUCAGUAUGUGACCAUUCCGCCCAGCGGCUGGCUAAAUGCCGCCCAUCGACAUGGCGUACCCGUGCUGGGCACCUACAUCGUCGAGGGGACUGCAGGCAGUCGUUUGCUGCACGAGGUCCUGGAGAGCAUCGAGAGCGUAGAACGUACCGUUGCCGCCCUCACCCGCCUCUGUCGCCACUUCAGCUUCGAAGGCUGGCUGGUCAAUGUGGAGUGCCCGGUCCGUAGCGAGUGCAUGCCCAAUCUAUACCGGUUUGUGGAGCAGCUGCGUGUGGCCAUGGAGAGGCAGGUGCCGCACGGGCGAGUCUUUUGGUACGAUAGCGUCAUUGACAAUGGCGAGCUUGCCUGGCAGAAUGAGCUGAAUGAGCGCAACGUGAAAUUCUUCCGGGCCAGCCAUGGCACGCUGAUCAACUACAGCUGGACUGAUCGCAGCCUGGAGACCAACGAGGCAAGCAUGCGGCGAGAGCAGGCAGCGCCGCAUCGUCUGUUCCUGGGACUGGACGUCUUUGGGCGCGGGCAGGUGGGUCGCUUUCAGAGCGGCCAAACGCUGGCACGGAUUGCCGAGCGUGGCUUCUCGGCGGGCAUCUUUGCGCCCGCCUGGUGCUACGAAACGCUGCAGCAGUAUGGCUACAAUAUACGCAAGGCCGAUGGCGAUGAGUCGCUGAAUGCCGCCUUCCUGGCCAGAAACGAGCGAUGGUGGGCGCGCCUCUGGGAAUAUCUGGGCACGCAUCCCUAUCGUGCGCUACCUUUCUACACGAACUUCUGCGUGGGAUCAGGCCAUGGCAGAUACGAGUGCGGCGCCCGUGAAUCAGGGACGCGCCCCUUCUUCAAUCUGGCGCGCCAGGCCCUGCAGCCGUCGGUGCCAUUAGGCAACAAUGCGGAGCACAGCUUUGACACCGCCUACGCUGGCGGCUGUGCGCUUCGCAUUUUGAACUAUGAACGCGCCUUCCGGCUGUUCCUCACCGAAUUCCAGCUGCCAAUGGGCUUGCUGCUUCUGGGUUAUGCCUAUAAAGUGAAUGGGUCUGGCGAAGAGCAGGAGCAGCACACGCUGGAUGUGGUGCUGCGCUGUUGCUCGCCCCGACGACCCAUGCAGGAUGCCUAUAUCUUCUGUGGCGACUACAGCGAACACAUCCUGACGCCGGGUCUCUGCUACAUUUCGCCGCUGGUUAGCGCUUUGCCGCUGGGACUGGCCCACGAACAGCUGCCGCCGGAGCAGGGUGCCCUCGGCGAGAACUGGCGUGUGCGCUACUAUCUGGUCAAAUUCGAUGGACCCGUGCAGCUGCAGGACAUUGGUCUAAAGUGUCGACGCCCCCAACAGUCGACGGCAAGCGCCCACUUUGGUGCCAUCUACGUGCACAGCCUGCAGCUGAGGGAUUGGGAUGCGGUGCACUCAUCACAAAAGGCCGACAUUGCGGUUUAUGGCAGACAACUUUGGAAUCACUCAACCACAACAGCAACUCGACAAUAAAGUAUCGUAUUUCACACAAAAACAA
This is a messenger RNA of Drosophila grimshawi, 2023 nucleotides long. It is a transcript of the gene ENGase, whose product is annotated as cytosolic endo-beta-N-acetylglucosaminidase. Gene Ontology annotation, cellular component: cytoplasm. The transcript has 4 exons. Gene Ontology annotation, biological process: protein deglycosylation. Lineage: Eukaryota; Metazoa; Arthropoda; Insecta; Diptera; Drosophilidae. The coding region runs from base 49 to 1998 and encodes 649 amino acids. The record is from RefSeq and is a predicted model, not a curated record. Gene Ontology annotation, molecular function: mannosyl-glycoprotein endo-beta-N-acetylglucosaminidase activity.